GGGCCGGGGCGAGCCGGGGAGGGGCGCUGCUGUCCCGCUGAGUGUGAGCUCCUCCGCCACUCUUCUCCCGCGCACCUUUGGGAAUGUGGAUCCCGGACUCCAGAGACCGCAGUUGAGCCAGCCUCGGCAGUCCUAGAACGCUUGCUGAGGAGUAGGAUCUUGCGGACGUAUCCGAGACCAGAUCAGGAGCCGACUAGGUCUGCCUGGGCUUAUGGAGACCUCCCAAUGAUCAGAUGUCCCAGCAGCUGGCCAGGAGCUUUUGUUGAUCACAUCCUCAGGUGUCCCCCUACCAGCGACCAUAGCUAAGCUCUGGAAUGUGCUCAGAAUGAUGGCUAAUAAGGAUUUAGAAGCUGAAAUCCACCCCUUGAAGAACAGGGACAGAAAACCACAGGGAAACCUGGGAAACCAAUCGAAAAACGAACCUGACUCGAAGAGCAAGCCUCUGCAGGCCCGACUGUCCCGAUGCCGCACCGUGGCGUUUUUCCUCUCCUUGUUUACCUGCCUCUUCGUGGUGUUUAUCGUCUCUUUCAUCAUCCCAUGUCCAGAACGACCUCCGUCGCAGGCCAUGUGGAGGCUUGACUACAAUGCUGCAGUCACGUAUGAUUUUCUGGCUAUGAGAGACAUAAACAAGGACAAGAUCCAGGACGUUCUCUUUCUUUACAAAAACACCAACGGCAGUAACAAUUUCACCAGAUCCUGUGCUGAUGAAGGCUUUUCCACUCCCUGUGCCUUCGUGGCUGCUGUGUCAGGGGCCAAUGGCAGCGUGCUCUGGGAGAGGCCUGUGGCCCAAGAUGUCACCCUUGUGAAGUGUGCCAUGCCACAACCAUCAGACGAUGAGUUGUCUUCUGCCUGUAUCCUUGUGGGAGGACCAGGUUCUUUCAUCGCAGUCAGCUUGUUCACAGGGGAAACCCUAUGGAGCCAUUCCAGCAGCUUUGGUGGGAAUGCGUCCAUCCUGAGCCCUCUGCUUCAGGUGCCUGACGUCAACAGUGAUGGUACCCCAGACCUACUAAUCCUCGCCCGGGAGGGACAGGAGGUCAGUGGAGCUAUCUAUUCAGGCAGCACCGGGAACCAGAUUGGUCACAGAAGCAGCCUUGGUGUGGAUACAGACGGUGUCGCCCUCCUUCACGUGACCAAAACGGGUGCUCACUAUGUUCUCCUGCCCUGUGCAAGUGCUCUCUGUGGCUUCUCUGUGAAGAGUCUCUAUGAGAAAGUGACUGGGAAAGAAAGCCAGUUUAAGGAGGACUCCUACUGGGAGAACAAGCUCAAUCGCUCCGCCAACCGGAGGCUUCUGCACAGCACUGGAGCAGUUCGCUACCUGAUGAACGUCCCAGGGAAAGCUGGCCAGGACCUGCUACUUGUGAGCUCGGAGGCCUGUAUGUUGCUGGAUGGACAGGACCUGGUGCCCAGGUGGACCCUUGAUGCAGCUCAGGUUCUGAGAAAGCCCAUCCUUGGCCACUACAAACCAGACACCUUGGCUGUGGUCAUUGAAAAUGGAACCAGCACUGACAGACAGAUCCGGCUUCUGGACCUCAGUACUGGAUCUCUCUUGUGGAGCCAGUCCCUCCCAAGCCUGCCUGGGGGCCCACCAUCCACAAGCCUGAUGACUGCAGACCACCGCUCAGCCUUCUUCUUCUGGGGCCUCCAUGACCUUGUGAGCACUAAUGAGAUGGAUCCCCAAGACGUGCCACACAGCCUGUUUAUGUUCCACCCCACCCUGCCCGGCGUCCUGCUGGAGCUAGCUAACGUGUCCGCCAACAUCGUGGCCUUCGACGUGAUCCUGUUUGAGCCAAGCCGCCAUGCUGCCUAUGUGCUCCUGACGGGCCCAGCAAGCUCAGACACCCCCGGCCUGGUCUCUGUGACCAAACACAAAGUGCGAGACCUUGUCCCAGGCAGUAGAGUGGUCCACCUGGGCGAAGGCAGCUCAGACAGCGACCAGGCUAUCCGGGACCGGUUCUCCCAACUACGGUACCGGAGUGAGUAGGUGGUGUCAGCUGGAGCACAUGGAGAGACUCCAACUGUGAAAACAAAGCCUCCUGGGAAGUUGCCCUGCCCUCAGCCUUCAUGCUGACCUCACCGCUUGGCCCUCUGGGAGCUAUGGCCUUACCAGUCACAUACAAGGAUGUUGGGGGGAGGACCUCCAGCCUCCUGCCUGGACCAUGCCCUCCCUGAAAGAUCUCACUGUGUGUCCCAUGUGAUCUGGUCAAGGCCAGUAAGCCUCCAUGUGGUCUCCCUGGGCCAGUACGGGUAGGUCAACCCCGCAGGCAGCUCAUCACUUAGUGCCUCCUUACCCUCUCACUGGAAAAGCCACUGCUGCAGAGCAUACUGCUCCCUAGGCUCUGUCUCUGAUGUCCGCCCCUCUCCCUCCAGCCGGGCUUUUCCUUUGUCUGCACUGCCCCUCAGGGGUCAUAAAGCUCCGAUGGUGGUGGGCCCUGGGUUGCUUCAGGGCCGCAGCUGGAACCUGAGAAGCUGCUUCCUUAUAGCAGAAGGGGAGUGUCUCCCAGAAAGCGAGGGAUGUGGAGUCUGACUGGGCAGAAGGGAGCCCGUCCUGGAGCCCACGGGUACAUAUGAGAGAUGUACAGAAUGCACACUGAGUCAGUCUCUUCCCUCAGUACACUGGACCUGCUGUCCGUCCCCCCCCACCCCCCCCACCCCACGGCACAGCAGGCAUGUCCCUUUCCCUACUCUCUGGUGCUUACCUGAUGCAGGUCUCACCUUGUGCCUUGUUGCUUCUGAGGCCCAAGGGCAACAGAGCAACCCUGCCCAGACCAGAUCCCUAGCUCUGUAGCCAAAGCAGUCCCUUGACCACAGCCACCAUGGAAACCACCAUAAUAAAUGAUUUGCACUGACGGGGGAAAGCCCCAGCAGCCCAGCGUGA
Molecule: messenger RNA, 2875 nt
Organism: Psammomys obesus (fat sand rat)
Lineage: Eukaryota; Metazoa; Chordata; Mammalia; Rodentia; Muridae
Gene: Fam234a
Product: family with sequence similarity 234 member A
Exons: 13
Coding region: 326-1981 (551 amino acids)
Source: RefSeq, a predicted model, not a curated record